Messenger RNA from Schistosoma spindalis, 1701 nucleotides. The record is from the annotation of a GenBank genome assembly. NCBI's taxonomy places the organism in Eukaryota, Metazoa, Platyhelminthes, Trematoda, Strigeidida, Schistosomatidae.
CGUCACGCUACGGGGUACUUUGGAGUUGUCCUCUGAUUCUGUGUUUAUCUAACUUUAUCUUAUCCCCAAUAAAAGAUCUGCGUGAGUCUCAACAGCUCUAUAUUUUUUAGUUACUUGGAUAUUUAUAAUUCCUUGCAAAAGUCCCAAUUGAUUUCAUUUGGAAUCAUCUAAUAGAACUGGUUAUGGAAGCACGUGAAGAUCAAAAGGCCUCUGGAAAGGAUUCAGCGGUUGAAAAUCCACCAACAGGAUUUUCAUUUUUCCCCGAGCACAUAUUCGGUGAAAAUGGCUACUUAAAUUUGUUGCGAUAUAUACUUGCCAAUGGCGUUGAACGGAGAGAUCGUACCGACACAGGGACAUUUGGAGUUUUCGGUCCACAGCUUCGCUUUUCUCUUAGGAAUCAUGAAUAUCCUCUACUGACUACAAAAACAGUGUUUUUUCGCGGAAUCGUAGAAGAGCUAUUAUGGUUUAUUCGUGGAUCUACAAAUUCUCGUGAACUGGCGGAAAAGAAUGUACAUUUCUGGGAUGCAAAUGGAUCUCGUAAAUUUUUAGAUGGACUAGGAUUUACUAAGCGUGAAGAAGGUGAUCUCGGUCCAGUUUAUGGUUUCCAGUGGCGUCACAGCGGAGCAGAAUAUGUAGACUGUCAAACCGACUAUACUGGUCAAGGUGUUGAUCAACUUGCUGAUGUGAUAAAACUUAUACGUGAACGCCCUUGGGAUAGAAGGAUUAUGAUUGUGGCUUGGAAUGUUAAAGAUCUGUGUAAAAUGGUUCUUCCUCCCUGUCAUUGUCUUGUUCAGUUUUAUGUUGCAAAUGAUGAGUUAAGUUGUCAAUUAUAUCAACGUUCAGGGGAUAUGGGUCUUGGUGUACCAUUCAAUAUUGCAAGUUAUGCUUUAUUAACAUGUAUGAUCGCUCAUGUUACUGGUUUAAAACCUGGUGAGUUCGUUCACACGAUUGGCGAUGCUCAUAUUUAUUCAAACCAUCGUGAGGCGUUACUCGAACAGUUGAGCAGUUUUGUCGAUCCUGGUCAUUGAAACAGUUGCUUGUUUUCUAAAAAUGAGUAAAGAGUUAUUGAGCUUUGUGCACAUGCUGUCUUAAUGCUUGACAACUGGGUCUGGGAUUCAUCCUGUAAUAAAUUAGAUUAUGUAGAGGAUUUACUUAUCGGUUGUCAAUGCUCCUCAUACCUUAUACUUCAAUACCGAUCAAAGCUUAUCGAUGAAAAGAUAUGUAUAUAUUUUGAUCCAUCAAAAUCAUCCACCUGAGUUACAAAUCUUCUCCACCAUCUCAAAAUGAUAUGUAUAUAUCCUACUUCGUCAUGUAUGUUCUAUUGAGUUAAUAUGUGUAGAAUAAUGGUAUGUAAAAAGUUGAAUAUGAAUUUUACCUAGGAUACGUAUAUUUCAGUCACGGUAAUGUUGAAUGACACAAGCAAACAAAACCAUUAAAGUUCGGUAAUACAUUAACUUAAAGAAUGAUAAAAGGACUCAGUUUUUUUAAACCAUGAAGAAUACACGAAGUGGAAAAACACACGUACAAUCAAAUGCUGAUGUAAAACAUAAUUGAGGUUAAACGUAAAUAAUUGACAUAGUCAAAUAUAUGGUUGGUGGAAUAAAUGGAAAAACUCGAACAAUUUGUCUGUUUAAGUUUUAGAAUAAUUCGUAUAGGCGUGUAAGGAUACAAUUUGUUACGAGGUUCCUCUGUAGAAAAUCA